Messenger RNA from Coffea eugenioides, 2280 nucleotides. RefSeq names its product adenylosuccinate lyase-like. Gene Ontology annotation, biological process: IMP biosynthetic process. Gene Ontology annotation, molecular function: N6-(1,2-dicarboxyethyl)AMP AMP-lyase (fumarate-forming) activity. The transcript has 10 exons. The record is from RefSeq and is a predicted model, not a curated record. Lineage: Eukaryota; Viridiplantae; Streptophyta; Magnoliopsida; Gentianales; Rubiaceae. The coding region runs from base 325 to 1971 and encodes 548 amino acids.
AAAUGAAGAGAAAGAAACUUACCUUAGCAAGAUGAAGUCGCCGGCGUCGGUAUUGAGGAGAUGAUGCUAUUGUCAUGUCUCUGAUGAGUGGAGGAAGGCAAAUUGGGUGAGGAGGAAGGGAAGUGGGUGUAACUUGUGGUGGUGACGGCUGGGUGUGAAAGGAAGAAUUAGGAAUUAGGGCUGAAUUAGGACAAAUGCGGUUUUCUGUUGGGGCGAAAUCGCCGCCAACUCUAUAUUAUAAACGCCCAAACCAUUAGGAUAAGAGAGAGAGAUAAGCAACUGAGAGAAGUCAGUGAUUUCAGUUCAGGGAAGAAGUCUAGCCCAAUGGAACUGGAGGCUACUUUUAGGGUAUCUGGUAUCAAUUGCCAGGCGGCGCCAUAUUACAAUCCAAUCUGCAAUUAUGGAACCUUAAACCUCCGUUUUCCCUACCAUCACCGUCUUCCUCACCUCUCAAAUGCUUCGUUUUACACUCUCAGUAACCGCUACUGCAAAGCCAGUGCAAAAGAGAGCAGUACUGAAGCUGUAGAAAAAGGAAGGAAGAUGUCUGGUGAUGAUUCACAUGAUUUGGAGCUCGUAAGCUUAACGGCUUUGUGUCCUCUUGAUGGUCGUUAUUGGGCAAAGGUCAAGGAGCUAGCUGCUUAUGUGGGCGAAUAUGGUUUAAUUCGCUUUCGGGUUUUAGUUGAGGUGAAAUGGUUGUCAAAACUUUCUCAAAUUCCUGAAAUUCCUGAGGUUCCAAGAUUCUCUAAAGAUGCUGAGACUUAUCUGCAAGGCUUGAUUGAUGGAUUUAGCUUAGAUGAUGCCAUGGAAGUCAAGAAAAUUGAGAAAGUGACUAACCAUGAUGUCAAGGCAGUGGAAUACUUUUUGAAGCAAAGGUGCCAGUCACACCCAGAGAUAGGAAAGGUGCUCGAGUUUUUCCACUUUGCCUGUACAUCUGAAGACAUUAACAAUCUUGCUCAUGCACUUAUGCUGAAAGAAGCUCUUUUUAUGGUGAUAUUACCUGCUAUGGAUGAAGUGAUUUCAGCCAUAAGUGACAUCGCUAUAGAAAAUGCUCACGUUCCUAUGCUUUCUCGCACCCAUGGGCAGCCAGCUUCACCUACAACCUUGGGAAAGGAAAUGGCAAUUUUUGCAUUCAGGUUAAGUCAAGAAAAGCAGGAUACUUCAAAAAUUAAAAUACUUGGGAAGUUUGCUGGUGCUGUUGGAAACUAUAAUGCACAUCUUGUGGCGUAUCCUGAUAUCAACUGGCCGCAAGUUGCAGAGGAAUUUGUGGCAUCUCUUGGAAUUGAUUUCAAUCCCUAUGUGCCUCAAAUUGAACCUCAUGACUACAUGGCCAAACUUUUUCAUUCUAUAAUCCAGUUUAACAACAUUCUAGUUGAUUUUGAUAGAGACAUCUGGGGAUAUUUCUCUUUAGGUUACUUCAAGCAGAUAACUAAAGCUGGUGAGAUUGGAUCUUCUACAAUGCCUCACAAGGUUAACCCAAUUGAUUUUGAAAAUAGCGAAGGAAAUCUUGGAGUGGCUAAUGGAGAUUUGUCCCAUUUAAGCAUGAAGUUACCUAUUUCACGUUGGCAGAGGGACUUGACUGAUUCUACUGUUUUGAGAAACAUGGGUGUGGGUUUAGGACACUCUCUUCUAGCCUACAAGAAUACAUUAACGGGCAUUGGAAAGCUUCAGGUCAACGAAGCUUCCUUGAGUGAAGACUUGAACCGCACGUGGGAGGUGCUUGCUGAACCAAUACAAACUGUCAUGCGAAGAUAUGGUGUACCAGAGCCUUAUGAAAAACUAAAGGAGCUAACAAGAGGAAAAGCGGUGACCCAAGAGAGCAUGAGAGAAUUUAUUAAGAAUCUGGAUAUACCAGGAGAUGCAAUGAUGACGCUUUUGAAUUUAACACCCCAAACUUAUGUUGGAGCAGCGGCUGAAUUGGCAAAAAACAUAAAGACAGCCAUAAAUUUAGUGAAUGGAACUAGGGUCUUAUAGGUUAAGGAGUGUGCAAGUCAGGUGAAAUAUAGUGCUGAUUUGCUUCGACUUCAUUGAGAGCUUGAGUUGUGAGAACUUGCUUCAUAUGGACAGAGGAAAACACAUUUGCAUUUCUCAUUUCUACUAGUCAGAUCGAGGGACCACUUAGCACUUUUCUUGAAAUUUAGGCACAAAUGUUGCGAAACAGCAUUUUUUUUUCUUCCCCCAAUAUGCAUUUACCUGAGAUGUGGGCAUUCUUUUGUAUUCUGAUCGAGUUUCUUGGAUCCCUCGAAAAGAGAAUUGUACGUGGUUGCCGAUUGGGAAUGCCUA